Melanotaenia boesemani (Boeseman's rainbowfish) is the source of this 2490-nucleotide messenger RNA. It is a transcript of the gene tslig3b, whose product is annotated as family with sequence similarity 98 member B. The transcript has 8 exons. Bases 125 to 1279 code for a protein of 384 amino acids. The record is from RefSeq and is a predicted model, not a curated record. Lineage: Eukaryota; Metazoa; Chordata; Actinopteri; Atheriniformes; Melanotaeniidae. Gene Ontology annotation, cellular component: tRNA-splicing ligase complex.
ACCCAGAAGGUACCACCAUUACGUUGUAGAAAUGAAUGGGUGCCCUAGCUGUUUAUGUUUAUUCAGACAUAUCCCUAAUGUUGUCAUGUUUUUUUUAAAAAAAUAAUCAUAGUAAAACAAAGCGAUGGAGUGUGACAUUUUAGACUCUUUAGAGCAGCUCGGUUAUGAUGGUCCUCUGCUGGAGGAGAAAGCGCUGCUCGGAGCCGCGGAGGGAGGCCUGUCCUCUCCGGAGUAUGUCCAGCUUUGCAGGUGGUUGGCAUCCAAACUGAAACCACUAUGUGACCUGGAGGAAAACAUUACCUCAGGACCAGAUGACAUGGACAGCCUUCAGGUUGAGGUGAGCGGUUUGCUGAAGGAGCUGCACUGUCCUUAUGAAGCAGAGGUUUCAGGGAUUCUCAAGGGCAGUGUACGAAACACAAAAGACCAUCUCAAAUUUGUCUUGUUUCUGAGCUCUGAGCUUCAGGCUGCCCGGAUUGUGAGGAGCAGGCAAGUCUCCAACAAACACCAAGACGGGAGUCCGGUUCAUCAGGAACUUUCAGCAAUCUGUGAAACACUGAAGCUCCCCGAGCCCCAAGGACAGGAAGCAGCAGAGGUUUUCUCUCUAGUACAAAACAAGGUUGAAAAAUUACUCCAAGAUCUUCCCAAGGCCUUCAUUGGAAACCCAGUGCUGAAGAAAUCUCUCAGCAGUGAGCAGUGGGAGAAGCUGCAUGACAUCAAUAAAGUUCUGUUGUCAGAGUACGAGUGUCGCCGCAGGAUGCUGAUCAAACGGCUGGAUGUCACCGUUCAGUCAUUUGGGUGGUCAGACAGAGCCAAGGGAAAAGUGGACAGUAUGGCGAGAGCCUACCAGCCUAAGAGACACUCUCUGAGACCACAGUCCACAGUGGACAUGGCUGAGCUGCUGGCUGCCAGAGAGGAUCUCUGCAAUGUUGUGAAGACCAGCAGCGGCUCCAGCAGGGAGAAGACCGUGUGUGCUGUCAACAAGAUCCUGAUGGGAAGAGUACCCGACCGAGGAGGGCGUCCAUCCGAGAUAGAACCCCCACCUCCUGAGAUGCCACCCUGGCAGAAAAGACAAGAUGGAGGAGGAGGGCGUGGCAGAGGUGGCGGAGGCUGGAGUCAAGGAGGACGUGGAGGUGGAGGAGGCUGGGGAGGAGGUAGUUGGGGCGGUGGGGGAGGAGGAGGAGGUAGUGGAAGCAGGAAAGGUGGAUGGAACCAAGGAGGACACAGUAGACAUGGAGAUUAUGGAGGACAUGGAGGAAAGAAAGGACGAUACCAAUAUUAGUGUUUUGUUUUUGUUCUCAAAGUGACAAAGAUGUAGUUUUGUACAUGUACAGCACUGAUUUUACAUCACCUCAGUUCAGUGGUGUUUUUAUCAGCAGAGGAAAAACGUACAGCAUGAGUGGAAAAUCAUCCUCUUUUACAUGAUUUUAUAAAGCCUUGUAUUAUUUUAUUUCACUUGUUAAAUCAGUGUUUCAGAUUUUGUUUCCAGGUUUCUCAUCAGUGUGUUUUUUUAAGGUUCAAGUAGCAAUCAUUUCAUUACAGGAAUUAAAGGAUUUAUGAUGUGCUCUGAUACCUCAGCUAUGUCUCAAAUUCAGCUGACAAGUAUGAUAAAUUGUGGUUUGUAAAUAUAAAACAAUCUAACUGUUGUAAAACUUUGCAAUACAUUUUAAGAAUUGCCUUUAAAUGGAAAAGUUUUAUUUAAUUUUAGACUGUGACAACACAGUAUUAUCAAUUCAGUAUGGAGAGUUAUCGUUUGUGGAAAAACGUGCAUAAGGUUUAUUCAUCAGGACAUGAUAUUACCUGAUCUUAGUUAGGUUUUGAAAGUAGAUAAAACAACUUUAAAUGAAGAAGACAUUACAUAUUACACCUUAUUUAAAAAGUAAGCCAAAAUGCAGAAGCAGUGUGUGGAAAACUAAGUACAACCAAUGAUUUAAAAGUUUGUAUCACUGUCUUUAGCAUCAGUAGGUUGUAGUAAUCAAGCAUGGUGUUAACAGACUCACAUCUUUAGUGUGGAUGAAGAGUUGCCCUCUUUUGAGAUUUGCAGGCAUUUCUUCAUGCACAGGUCCUGCUACAGGUCUGGAAUGAGUGGAAUAUUGUGACACCCUGAUUCUUAUUUUCUGCCUGCUGUAGAUUUGCUGCUGUGCUUGGGGAUUAUUAUUGUGUAUAUCUCCAUUUUGGUCUUGUUUACACAAAGGACAUUUUUUCAGAAGUCUUUUUUUUUGGUUUUUUUUUUUUCUUUCAAGUGCAACUUUGCAAACAUAAGUUGUGCUGCCAUGUUCUCUUAUGAGUUCAUAGCUGAUGUCUUUCCUCACACCUGCACUUGAUUAGCAGUGCCUGGAUGCUGCUUUACCUUUUUUAAAUCCUAUAGAAGCUUUUCACAUACAGCUUCAACACGGCCCUUUUUGUUGUAAUAAUCAAAAAUGUGUGACACGUAUUUUGGUAAUCUGUGGUUAACAUUUCAAUACUUCAUUGGGACCACAUGAUUUUUAUUAU